Messenger RNA from Centropristis striata (black sea bass), 749 nucleotides. RefSeq names its product N-lysine methyltransferase KMT5A-A-like. The transcript is spliced from 5 exons. Lineage: Eukaryota; Metazoa; Chordata; Actinopteri; Perciformes; Serranidae. The record is from RefSeq and is a predicted model, not a curated record. Bases 27 to 749 code for a protein of 240 amino acids. Gene Ontology annotation, molecular function: protein binding.
UUUUUUUUUACUCUCUGCAGUUUGAAAUGCCACCAAGAAUCAGUCCUCUCAAAGAUGCCUGUCACCAUGUCGGUUUAAAGACUGACAAGACAUGGAAACUGGAUGUGAAGUACAUCAAUUCAGUAAAAGGACGUGGGGUUUUUGCCCUUGGUUCAUUCUGCAAAGGAGAUUUUAUAGUGGAAUACAGGGGAGAUUUGAUUAGUGAUGCUGAAGCCCAAAGGAGGAGAGAAAUUUAUCACCCCUCAUGUUUUGGAUUUUUGUUCGCGUUCAAGUGGAGAGGCAAAACAUGGUGCAUCGAUGCCUCCAGAGAAGAUGGUUCUUUUGGCCGCUUGGUAAACGAUGACCACAGACAUCCCAACUGCAGGAUGAAGAGAAUUGACGUUGCAGGAAGUACACACCUAUGUCUUUUUGCGAUAAAAGACAUAAAAGAAGGUGAAGAAAUUACAUAUAACUAUGGAGGAGAGGACUGCCCAUGGCGAAAGCAGAUGACUACAUGUGAAACUGAUACGCCCUGUGUGAGCUCCCGGCCUGUGCUGAUGUCAGAGCCCCAGAUGAAUGAAGCGGCCAGUUCAGAGGACACUGAUCCACAGAUGACUACAUGUGAAACUGAUACGCCCUGUGUGAGCUCCCGGCCUGUGCUGAUGUCAGAGCCCCAGAUGAAUGAAGCGGCCAGUUCAGAGGACACUGAUCCACAGGUAAUUAAUGUGCAUCACUUUAAUUUAGCUCUAGAGUCUUCAAGUCACUUUUGA